Molecule: messenger RNA, 272 nt
Organism: Perkinsus marinus ATCC 50983
Lineage: Eukaryota; Perkinsozoa; Perkinsida; Perkinsidae
Exons: 1
Source: RefSeq, a predicted model, not a curated record
GCCGGACCGCAAAAGAACCUUGGGGAGCUGUGAUCCGGGUGAGAGCUGUUAUCCGGGUGAGAGCUGAUAUCCGGGUGAGAGCUGUUAUCCGGGUGAGAGCUGUUAUCCGGGUGAGAGCUGUUAUCCGGGUGAGAGCUGUUAUCCGGGUGAGAGCUGUUAUCCGGGUGAGAGCUGUUAUCUGGGUGAGAGCUGUUAUCCGGGUGAGAGCUGUUAUCCGGGUGAGAGCUGUUAUCCGGGUGAGAGCUGUUAUCUGGGUGAGAGCUGUUAUCUGG